AUGGCGGGGAUGGAAAACGUAGUUACUGCCCGCUACGUGAAGGAGCUUGUUGAAGAGCAAGGCAAAACACAAAAAGAAGUGGCUGAUAUUUUAAGACAACAGCAUCCAGGAGUGAAUGGACUAUCUGAGAGGAGUGUCAGGCGAUUUUGUGCUACGAAUGGCAUACGGCGUUAUGAUUCUCGUGUGACUGGUGUUGAUGUUCACAAUGUGGUUACAUCUGCGAUUGCUGAGGUGAUUGUAGCUUCCCUUUAUAAUAUUAGAUUCAGCUAGUGUGUAAUAUCGUAGCAUACCUCUGCCAGUUGCAAAUUGUCUUAUUAGUCUUCCGUCUGCAGCCGUCAUUAGGGCCAACGGGUUACUCUCUUUCCCGAAUUAUAUAUAUUUAUUAAACAGAGAGAAGUGUUGAGUGACGACUCAAACUUCAAUGCUUGCCAGUGCGUAGGAAACCCAGGGGGGGCACUU
Molecule: messenger RNA, 459 nt
Organism: Porites lobata
Lineage: Eukaryota; Metazoa; Cnidaria; Anthozoa; Scleractinia; Poritidae
Source: the annotation of a GenBank genome assembly